AUGGGGGUCAAGAUGAUCCAAGCGCCGGCGCUGUGGGCCAAUGACAUCAAGGGCGAAGGCAUUGUCGUGGCCAACAUCGACUCCGGCCAAGUGAAUUGCGUGCAAAGGGUGCAAGGGCACGUGCAAUCACGUAUGGUCGUCGAAUGCGCUCAAUUGCUUCUUUGUCCCCACGACAAAAAAAACUGCGACUCCAGCAAGGCCCCUCAUGUGAUCAACGGCAGCUUUGGCAAGCACCGCAGGGACUUUUGGUUGGAAGAUAUCAUUACAAUGUGGAGAGAAGCGGGAAUCAUUCCCGUGUUUGCGAAUGGCAACAACGGCCGUGAAGGCUGUGCGUAUUCAAGUUAUCCUGCUGCGUCCCCUCAAGUGAUUGCUGUCGGCUCCACUAACUCCAGCGAUUUUUUGGAGAUCGAUUCAAGUUUGGGACCUUCCGUGAGGAAGCGCAGCAAACCCGACAUUUCUGCUCCUGGUGUCCGAAUCCGUUCCGCAGCAAGCUUCUGUGACGAUGUUUUUUUGCCGAGAUCUGGCUCUAGCUACGCCGCGCCUCAUGUUGCUGGAGCCAUCGCCUUGUACUUGUCUGCCAACAAAGGCGCCUCGUACUACCAAGUGAACAACGCCCUGACCGAGAAUGUGGACACGGACACGUUAACUCCGCCCAACAAGACCUGCGGUGGCAUUCCCAACACGAAAUAUCCCAACAACCUCUUUGGCUACGGCCGCUUGAACAUCUUCAAGGCCAUGGCUCCUGGCAUCCCCGGCUUGACUCUUCCCCCGCCAACUAACUCCACCCAAGCCCUCAACCCGACCAUUGAGCUAACCACCUGUGGCAUCUUGGACGACAACACGCACUAUGUUGGCGGCGACUUCGCUUCGACCAAUCAGGUGACUGCUGAAUCCUGCUGCGCUGAAUGUAAAAAGACACCGGGAUGCAAACUGUUUGUGUGGUAUACCCUCGAGGGUGGCAUGUGCCGGCUCAAAGGCACCCAAGGCCAAAAGGUGGCUGUGGAAGGAGCCAAGGCUGGCAGUGCUACCAGCCCCAGCCUUGGCACGACCGCCGUAGUUUUAGACCAGCUAUUUCCAUCGUCAACAAACUCACCCACAAUAGUUUGA
This is a messenger RNA of Aphanomyces astaci, 1107 nucleotides long. RefSeq lists its product as hypothetical. Bases 1 to 1107 code for a protein of 368 amino acids. Gene Ontology annotation, molecular function: protein binding; serine-type endopeptidase activity. The record is from RefSeq and is a predicted model, not a curated record. Lineage: Eukaryota; Oomycota; Saprolegniomycetes; Saprolegniales; Verrucalvaceae. Gene Ontology annotation, biological process: proteolysis. Gene Ontology annotation, cellular component: extracellular region. The transcript is spliced from 2 exons.